AUGGUUGCGCGGGGCGCGGAUGAAGUGGUGUUGGAGACCGAGGAGAGCAAUGUAGCGGCGAUGAGGUUGUAUGAACGACUGGGGUUUUUAAGGAGUAAGAAGUUGCAUCGGUAUUAUUUGAAUGGGAGUAGUGCGUAUAGGCUUGUGCUUAGGUUGAGGGGGGUGGGUGAGAUGGGUGGGGAGGAGGAGGAGUAG
Glarea lozoyensis ATCC 20868 is the source of this 195-nucleotide messenger RNA. RefSeq names its product Acyl-CoA N-acyltransferases (Nat). NCBI's taxonomy places the organism in Eukaryota, Fungi, Ascomycota, Leotiomycetes, Helotiales, Helotiaceae. Gene Ontology annotation, biological process: N-terminal peptidyl-methionine acetylation. Gene Ontology annotation, cellular component: NatC complex. Gene Ontology annotation, molecular function: protein-N-terminal amino-acid acetyltransferase activity. The transcript has a single exon. The coding region runs from base 1 to 195 and encodes 64 amino acids. The record is from RefSeq and is a predicted model, not a curated record.